Mollisia scopiformis is the source of this 829-nucleotide messenger RNA. RefSeq names its product WD40 repeat-like protein. Gene Ontology annotation, biological process: negative regulation of transcription by RNA polymerase II. The record is from RefSeq and is a predicted model, not a curated record. The transcript is spliced from 2 exons. NCBI's taxonomy places the organism in Eukaryota, Fungi, Ascomycota, Leotiomycetes, Helotiales, Mollisiaceae. Bases 102 to 797 code for a protein of 231 amino acids. Gene Ontology annotation, molecular function: protein binding. Gene Ontology annotation, cellular component: transcription repressor complex; nucleus.
UCCAACAUCUGCAACGAAGUGGCUCUCAGGCUUCUGAUGGCGAGGAAGUCCACCAGUUCCUACAGGCUCAUCUACUGCACUAGCUUGAGGCGCUUGGGUGGAUGAGCAAGAUCUCAGAGGGGAUUCAAGCAAUCUUAGCCUUAGAGGCUUAUGUUCAGGUUACUAAAAGCCCUUUUUUACACGCAUUUAUCCAUGAUAUAAAGCGAUUUGUAUUAUAUAAUCAAUUAGUGAUUGAACAAGCACCUCUUCAGUUAUAUUGUGCGGCUCUGCUCUUUGCCCCAGAGAACAGCAUUACUCGAAGGCAGUUUAGGCAUUGUAUUCCACCUUGGAUUCAAUUCAAACCAAGCAUUGGUCGCAGGCAAUUAAGAGAUCGCAUGCGAUAUUGGAUGAAAUUGAAACCAAGAGUGCAAGCACCUUGGAAUGCUGGGCUGCAGACGCUCGAGGGCCAUACUGGCAGCGUCACGUCUAUCGCCUUUUCCCCCGACGGCAAGCAAGUCGUCUCUAGCUCGAGGGAUCGGACGCGGCUCUGGGACGCCGCCACAGGGAAGCGGCUGCAGACGCUCGAGGGCCAUACUGGCAGCAUCACGUCCGUCGCCUUCUCCCCUAACGGCAAGCUAUUGCCAAUCUUACGAGUAUUUAAUCAUUGGGUAGCGGAAAACGACACAAAUAUUCUUUGGCUGCCUCCCAAUUAUCGGGAAACUGUUUCAGCUACUUGGAACAGAAGUCUUGUUAUAGGGCAUUCAUCUGGGAGAAUUUCAUUCUUUUGCUUUAAAAAAGGAGCAAAUCUUAUUAUAUAGAAUUAACGAAAAUAGUUUAUUUCUUGGAGGGU